AUGUUCGCCGCGCGCCUCGCCCUCGUCCUCGCCGCGUCGUGCGCGUUCGUCGUCGCGCGAGCCGAGGAGCCGACGUUCGAGGCGCGGACGACGACGCGCCCGACGUCCGCGCGCGCCGGCGAAGACCUCCGCGUGGCCGCGCGCGUCGGGUUCUCGGACGCGUUCUCGUCCUCGCGCGGCGCGCGCCUCGCGCGCUGGUCCGACGCGUUCGACGCGUCGUACGCCACCGUGGAGCUGCACUACCGCGUCAUGUGGGACGACGAAACGCGCGUCGUCGCGAUGACGCGCGCGCCGUCGCCGUCGCCGUCGUCCGCGUCCGCGUCCGCGCCGUCGUUCGAGGGCGCGAUACCCGCGUCCAACCUUCCGACGCGCGGCGGCAUGGUGCGAUACUGGAUCGUCGCGCGCGGACUCGACGGCAUGUACGCGCGAAAGCCGUCGAGGCAGGGAGACCACUACGGCGCCGUCGUCGACGCGGAGGCGAUCGGCGGCGAGACGACGCUGCCGACGUUGUUCGUCUUCGCGAGCGACGUCGCGGGAAGCGAGCGGGACGACCCCGUGCCGUGUUCGGUCGCGUAUCACGAACCCGGGCGCGUCGUUCGCUUCUACGACGGCGGCGUCACGAUCCGCAGACGCGGGUCGGGACGGCGGGACAAGGCGAACAUGUUCGGGAAGGGCGGCUCCAAGGACUGGCCGAAGCGGAAGUUCAAGCUCGACUUUCGCGGGAAGGCGUUUCGCGCGCGGUGGGACGAAAACGUCCCCGACGUCGAGACGAAGGUGGAGGAGAUCAACCUCCACUCGUCGUUCGACGAGCCCGGGGGGACGACGAGUUACCUCAGAGAAACGCUCGCAGCCGCCGCGUUUAAGAGGUUCGGCGUAAAAGCUCCCGAGGCGAGGCACGUCGUCGUCCGACGCAACGGCGAAUUCUUCGGUCUCUACGUCAUGGUCGAGCAGCCGGACGAUUCGUUCCUCGCGCGCGCGGGUCUCGACCCGAGCGGAUCCAUGUUCAAGGCUGUGCACUGGAAGUACAGCAACUUGCGUCCUCUCGUCCAACACUCAUGGGUCCCGUGCGAGUUCGCCCCGGAGUGGGAGAGCGGCUGGGGGCCGUGCCCGGAGGUGUAUCGAUACGCCGCCGUCGCCAACCCGGACGAGACGCGCGCGGUGGGCGAACUGAAAGCCUUCAUAAACGACCUCGACGCCGUGAACCGCGGCGGCGACACGUCGCGACUGUGGGACGUGGUCGACGUGAACGCGGUCGUGAAAGAGAUGGCGGUGCAGACCGCGCUGCUGCAUCAAGACCGGUGCGCGAAGAACUAUUUCGUUCACCGAAACCCUUCGGACGGGAAGUGGAGACGUAUUCCGUGGGACAUGGAGGACGCGUUCGCGACGGACUACCGCGACCGCGACGGGCGGUGCGACGCGAACGGACGCGAGCCGUGCCGCGGCGAUAGCGGGACGUACUGCGUCAUGUCGUGCGAGUGGUGGAACAGCCCGUACUUCUGCGACGAGAACCACCCGCAAGACAUCUUCACCGAAUCCGACGGCCGCUCGACGUGGAACCACCUCGUGAACGCGGUCCUGAAGGACGGCGGCGCCAGGGACGCGUACGCGCGAGAGCUCCAGCGCGCGCUGACGACGCUGCAUCUCAGCGGAUAA
Messenger RNA from Micromonas pusilla CCMP1545, 1653 nucleotides. RefSeq lists its product as uncharacterized. The transcript has 2 exons. The coding region runs from base 1 to 1653 and encodes 550 amino acids. NCBI's taxonomy places the organism in Eukaryota, Viridiplantae, Chlorophyta, Mamiellophyceae, Mamiellales, Mamiellaceae. The record is from RefSeq and is a predicted model, not a curated record.